CUGUCAUCACCAGUGAGAUACCCCAGCCCGGGUUGGCUAACCCCAAGCUCAGCCCUGUUUGUGGUUAGGGGAGUUCUAGAGAGAACAUAAUUGGACCCCUGCUACUUCCUGAAACCUCAGCUAGGACUGCAGGGAGGGGUGUGAGGCCAGCCGCACAGGCGGGGCCCUGGGUCAUUUUAAACUCUCAGAGUGAACGUCUUGAUAGGACCGACAAGACGCAUGACAUGUACUUAGAAAGCUUAUCUUAGAGCCACACUGAGAUUGGAGCCUGCAAAAUAUGCCAGGAAACACCACCCUAGUGACCAGCACUACCCCGUGGGCCUCCCUGGGUCUCCCCAGCAAGACCUGUAACAACGUGUCCUUCGAGGAGAGCAGGAUAGUCCUGGUCGUGGUAUACAGCGCAGUGUGCACGCUGGGGAUGCCAGCAAACUGCCUGACUGCGUGGCUGGCGCUGCUGCAGGUGCUGCAGGGCAACGUGCUGGCCGUCUACCUGCUCUGCCUGGCGCUCUGCGAGCUGCUCUACACCGGCACGCUGCCGCUCUGGGUCAUCUAUAUCCGCAACCAGCACCGCUGGACCCUGGGCGUGCUGGCCUGCAAGGUGACCGCCUACAUCUUCUUCUGCAACAUCUACGUCAGCAUCCUCUUCCUGUGCUGCAUCUCCUGCGACCGCUUCGUGGCCGUGGUGUAUGCGCUGGAGAGUCGAGGCCACCGCCGCCAGAGGACCGCCAUCCUCAUCUCCGCCUGCAUCUUUAUCCUCGUCGGUAUCGUUCACUACCCGGUGUUCCAGAUGGAAGACAAGGAAACCUGCUUCGACAUGCUGCAGAUGGACAGCACGAUUGCCGGGUACUACUACGCCAGGUUCACCGUUGGCUUUGCCAUCCCUCUUUCCAUCAUCGCCUUCACCAACCACCGGAUUUUCAGGAGCAUCAAGCAGAGCAUGGGCUUAAGCGCUGCCCAGAAGGCCAAAGUGAAGAACUCGGCCAUCGCGGUGGUUGUCAUCUUCCUGGUCUGCUUCGCCCCGUACCACCUGGUUCUCCUCGUCAAAGCCGCUGCCUUUUCCUACUACAGAGGAGACAGGAACGCUGUGUGCGGCUUGGAGGAAAGGCUGUACACGGUCUCUGUGGUGUUUCUGUGCCUGUCCACGGUGAACAGCGUGGCUGACCCCAUUAUCUACGUGCUGGCCACGGACCAUUCCCGCCAAGAAGUGUCCAGAAUCCAUAAGGGGUGGAAACACUGGUCCGUGAGGACAGACAUCACCAGGCUCACCCACACCAGGGACAUCGAGGAGCUGCAGUCGCCCAUGGCCCUUGCAGACAACUAUACCUUCUCCAGGCCUGUGCACCCACCAGGGUCACCAAGCCCCACAAAGAAGCUGAUUGAGGAGUCCUGCUGAGCCCACUGUGUGGCAGUGGGGGAUGGCAGGUUGGGGGUCCUGGGCCAGCAGUGUGGCUCCUGUCCACUAAGCCCACCAGCCACAGUGCCCAUGUCCCCUCUGGAAGACAAACUACCAAUUUCUUGUUCCUGAAGCCACUCCCUCCACGACCUCUGGCCCCAGGCUUUCCCACAUGGAGGUGGCUGCAUGCCAAGGGGAGGAGCGAUACCUCCAGGCUGCCGGGAACCCAGAUCGCGUGUGGCAGGCAGUGGGGCCUCUUCAUCAGCAGCCCUCCUGGCUGGCUCCCUUGGCUGUGGGCAGGGAACAGGGCUGCGGGCAGAGGUACCUGGUGGCUGCCCUGUUCGCAUCAGUGGUGAUGACUUUAUUUGCAGGGCAUUUCUGCAAGCAUUGCUCGGAUGCAGUGGCACAUUGUGGGCCCUCUGGGCUCCUGCCUCAGAACAUCAGUGGGCACCAUGCUGGGGGUCACCCAGCACCGUGGCAGCGCCCAGCAGGGCAUAGGGCAGCCUACCACCUCCAAGGGGGCAGGAGUCCUCAUCUGGGGUUGGGUCUGUGCUGAGCUGAAGGGCCUCUAGGCAGAUGUGGGGCAGGGUGGCCAGCUGCUCCAGCUCCCAGAGGGCAGCCCAGACAUCCUCAAGUGGGAGCCCCAAAUGUCCACGCCCAGAAUGACAGUUGGCAGGACAGGCAUGACACAGCCAUGUCAGAGGCAAGGGGUGCCAGGAGUCCCCAGCCGCAUCCUUGGGGAGAAGUUGGUGAGGGGUCCGCACAGGAUGGGGCCCCCACCCCCAGCACGUUACCGAGGCGAGAGUGCAGCAGCUGGCCUGCUUGUCUGGUGGAGAAAGCCAGCUCCCUGCACACUCGGGCCGGGUCAGAUCUGGGUCUGCCCCGAAGGCCUUGCCUAGGCCAGGUCACACUUAUGCCCUGGUUUCCCCAUCUGUAAAAUGGGGCCAAUGACACCUACCUCACUGGGUCACCAUCGAGAUCGAUCCUCCUCCCUGCCCUGACACCUCGGGCACAUCGCGUGCACUCCGAGCACAGAGCCAGGCAGAUGCAGCACCUGGACGGGGAGCCCAGCGCCCAGCACAGCGUGGGGCUUCCAGGGAGGUGGUGCGGGGCGGUGGGGCUGAGCCACGCUCUCGUUUUGUCAGGCAGCUAUGCAGUUGCUCUUCCUUGUUUUGUUUUUCUUGUUUUUUUAAUAUUUAUUUUUUUAGAGACAGGACUCUGCUCUGUUGCCUGGGCUGGAGAACAGUGGCACUGUCAUAGCUCACUGCAGCCUCAAACUCCUGGGCUCAAGCAAUCCUCCCCCCUCAGCCUCCUGAGUAACCGGGACUUUGACAGGCAUGCACCACCACAUCCAGUCAAAACAGCCGUCUUCCCCUUGAGAGUCAUCAGAAAAAUACAUUAGGAAAAUGUGUUUAGAAAUAAAAGCACAAGGCAGGGCGCAGUGCUCACGCCUGUCAUCCCAGCACUUUGGGAGGCCGAGAUGGGAGGAGCACUUGAGGCCAGGAGUUUGAGACCAGCCUGGGCAACAUGGCAAAACCUUGUCUCUUUUUUUGGUAUAUAAAAUAAAUAAAUAAAUAAAAGAAAUAAUGCAUUUUAACCUU
This is a messenger RNA of Mandrillus leucophaeus (drill), 2994 nucleotides long. It is a transcript of the gene GPR132, whose product is annotated as G protein-coupled receptor 132. Gene Ontology annotation, molecular function: G protein-coupled receptor activity. Lineage: Eukaryota; Metazoa; Chordata; Mammalia; Primates; Cercopithecidae. Bases 278 to 1393 code for a protein of 371 amino acids. The record is from RefSeq and is a predicted model, not a curated record. Gene Ontology annotation, biological process: G protein-coupled receptor signaling pathway; negative regulation of G2/M transition of mitotic cell cycle; G1/S transition of mitotic cell cycle. The transcript has 3 exons. Gene Ontology annotation, cellular component: membrane.